AAGUUGUCCCCUCCAAACGGUUGUCGUCAGCGUCUCAAGUUCUGUAUAACCUGCAUUUGAUAAAGAAUUAAAAGUGAAAUCCAUACAAGAUGUCUGCAGCAACAAAAGGUAUUUAUAUCGUGGCUGCCAAGCGCACGGCCUUUGGUACCUUCGGAGGCGCCCUGAAGGGCAUUAAUCAGACACAGCUGCAGACAGUGGCAGCCAAGGCUGCCCUGGAUGCGGCUGGUCUGAAGGGAGAGCAGGUGGACACCGUCAUUGUCGGCAAUGUGAUUGCGUCCUCCUCCACGGACGGCAUUUACGUACCGCGCCAUGUGGGCCUCAACUGUGGUGUGCCCAUUGAGAAGCCCGCCCUGGGAAUCAAUCGCUUGUGCGGAUCUGGCUUCCAGUCGAUCGUGAACGGAGCCCAGGACAUUCUGGUGGGCGGAGCUAAGGUGGCGCUCACCGGCGGCGUGGAGAACAUGUCACAGAGUCCGUUCAUUGCCCGCAACAUUCGUUUUGGCACCACCCUGGGGGCCAACUACAAUCUGGAGGACGCGCUGUGGGCAGGACUCACCGAUAGCCGCUGCAAACUGCCCAUGGCCCUCACAGCCGAGAACCUGGCCGAUCAGUACAAGAUCAGCAGGGAGCGUGUGGAUGAGUUUGCGCUGCUGUCGCAGAAGAACUGGGAGAAGGGUCAGAAGGAGGGCGCCUUCGAUGCGGAGAUCACUCCCAUCAAGCUGAAGGUGAAGGGAAAGGAGGUGGACUUUGUCAUCGAUGAGCAUCCUCGCCCCAAGACCACCAUCGAAGGCCUGAACAAGCUGCCCUCGCUCUUCAAGAAGAACGGAGUUGUUACGGCCGGCACAGCGUCUGGCAUCUGUGACGGAGCUGCCGCCGUGAUUGUUGCCUCUGAAGAGGCUCUGAAGGAGUACAACCUCAAGCCCCUGGCCCGCCUGGUCGCCUUCUCCUUUGUGGGCGUCAACCCUGAGAUUAUGGGCAUUGGCCCAGUGCCUGCCAUCCAGAACGUACUCAAGGUUGCCGGCAAGAAGCUGGAGGAUAUUGAUCUCAUUGAGAUCAAUGAAGCCUUUGCUGCCCAAACUCUUGCCUGUGCCGAUGCUCUGAAGCUGGAUCCCUCCAAGCUGAAUGUAAAUGGCGGUGCCAUUGCCUUGGGACAUCCUCUGGGUGCCAGUGGCUCUCGCAUCACCGGUCACCUGGUCCACGAGUUGCAGCGCAAGGGACUCAAGUACGGCAUUGGCUCGGCCUGCAUUGGCGGUGGCCAGGGCAUUGCCUUGCUGCUUGAAGCUGUCUAAAUUGGAUUGUCCAGCUAGAGCUGACUCCUUUCCGCAUUUACGAUUAAAUUAGUACUGAAAAUUUUCGCUAAAGAGAAACCCCUUUAACUAGUAAUAAAGAAAUUAUUUUAUCUUUA
Molecule: messenger RNA, 1402 nt
Organism: Drosophila persimilis
Lineage: Eukaryota; Metazoa; Arthropoda; Insecta; Diptera; Drosophilidae
Gene: yip2
Product: 3-ketoacyl-CoA thiolase, mitochondrial
Exons: 5
Coding region: 90-1286 (398 amino acids)
Biological process (GO): fatty acid beta-oxidation
Molecular function (GO): acetyl-CoA C-acetyltransferase activity
Source: RefSeq, a predicted model, not a curated record